This is a messenger RNA of Zingiber officinale, 948 nucleotides long. Its product is annotated as MADS-box transcription factor 56-like. The record is from RefSeq and is a predicted model, not a curated record. Gene Ontology annotation, molecular function: protein dimerization activity; RNA polymerase II cis-regulatory region sequence-specific DNA binding; DNA-binding transcription factor activity, RNA polymerase II-specific. The transcript has 2 exons. Lineage: Eukaryota; Viridiplantae; Streptophyta; Magnoliopsida; Zingiberales; Zingiberaceae. Bases 1 to 948 code for a protein of 315 amino acids. Gene Ontology annotation, biological process: positive regulation of transcription by RNA polymerase II.
AUGUGGUCUUCAAUGAUAGAAGUGUUAGGAAAUGUACAUGAUGAAGCUUCUUAUUCUGUGAAUAAAGUUAUUGCUUCAAUUAUCAUAUUUCUGGAUCAAUUAAUCGGUGAUGUCGGGAAGACGGCCCAGUUGGUACGAAUCGCAAACGACUCCACGCGGCACGCCACCUUCAAGAAGAGGAAGAACGGCUUGCUGAAGAAGGUUAGCGAGCUCGCUACCCUCUGCAAUGUCAGCACCUGCAUGAUCAUCUACAGUCCCGAGGAGGCCGCGAUGCAGCCCGAGGCAUGGCCCUCUCCGCCAGAGGCCGCGCGCAUCGUAGUGCAGUUCCGGAAUAUCCCGUUGGUAGAACAGCGGCAGAAGAUGCUCAGCCAGGAGAGCUUCCUCCGCCAGCGCAUCGCCAAGCUCGAGGACCAACUUCGACGGGCGGAGCGCAAGAACUGCGAGCUCUCCGUGAGCCUGCUGGCGAACGAGGCACUAGCCAGCGGCAGAUUGCCGGUCGUCGGCAUAGAUGAUGCCGCGGCCGUCGCCCGGGCGGCGGACUCGAUGUUGGAGGUGCGAGAGCGGAUUAACAAGGAGGCGGCAUGGCAGGCCCUGUCGUCAGCAACCGCGCCCGUAGUCGAUCCGUUGGAUAUUGCCAUGGAGUCGGUGCAGGCGAGCACGUGGCUCGACAGCAAUUGUGCUUUCGGUAAGGAACUAAUUAUGCCGAUGCCUUACACCAACCAUGUAGGAGAUGCAUGGACCAAAGUGCAGGCGGACUCGAAGUUGAAGGAGGUUCGAGAUAGGAUUUACAAGGAGGCGGCACGGCGGGCCCUGUCUUCGGCGACCGCGCCCGUAGUCAAGUCGUUGGAUAUAGCUAUGGAGUACCGGUGCAGGCGAGCACGUGGCUCGACAGCAAUGGUGCUUUCGGUAAGGAACUUAUUAUGCCGAUGCUUUACACCAACCAUGUAG